Molecule: messenger RNA, 4294 nt
Organism: Catharus ustulatus (Swainson's thrush)
Lineage: Eukaryota; Metazoa; Chordata; Aves; Passeriformes; Turdidae
Gene: RAB9B
Product: RAB9B, member RAS oncogene family
Exons: 3
Coding region: 1078-1683 (201 amino acids)
Biological process (GO): retrograde transport, endosome to Golgi; Rab protein signal transduction
Cellular component (GO): late endosome; phagocytic vesicle; lysosome
Molecular function (GO): GTP binding; GTPase activity
Source: RefSeq, a predicted model, not a curated record
CUCCUCAGCUGUGGGCACCUCCCUGGCCGCUCCCGUGGGGCGGGAUGGGACCCGCCGGAGGGUCUCGCCUCUGCCGAGCCGGGGCCUGGGGAGCAGGGGGGUGUCGGACCCGGCGUGCCCACCCCGCUGUUGGUACCUGCACACAGGUGCUGGCGCCCCGCGAGAGCGGGUCGGCCCCGCUGCAGUGGGGUUCAGCCUCUGAACAGCUCCCAGCGGGGCCAGCGAUGUCAAGGCUGUGUCACGGCUGCCGGCAGCGUGCUGACCUGCAGGCUCUGGAGCAGCCCGACAUAACCCAUUAGUCAUUUUUAAAACGAGUCACUUGCAAACAGAGCAUUUCUAAACAGAAACUCUGCUCGGGGCUGAUGGCCUGUGCCGGGAGGGGCUUUGGUGACAGUGACUGUCUUAAACAUCCCUCAGGAAGGUUUGGGAAAGGAGCAAGAUGUUGAACAGCUCACCUGCUCCCGGGGCAGGAUUUCCCCUAAGCCAUGGGCUACGGGGACCUGUGCUGCAGUUCCUGUUUGUCUCUUCUGACAUUUGCAUUUUGGUCUUUGCUUUAGAACUACUGGGUCACACACUGCUCCUCAAAUAACCCAUCAGGUUAACUCAGCUGUGCUUGGUUUGAGGUGUUUCUGUGCAGGGAAGUGAAAUUUGUGAGCCUUUUGUGCAGAAAGUGCAGAAACCCACAGCAGAAGUUUCUACUUCAGGCUUUGUGGUAAGCACUGUUUGAAAGGGCUGCAAAAAGAGGAGAAUCAAGGUUGAACAGGGCCCCCCGAGGUUAAAGCAGAAAGCAGCAUUUGGCCUGGAAGGAGUAGAGUGCUGAUCUGAGCUGUGCCACACGCUCCUGCUUCAAUGGGUUGGAGAUGUCAUCACGAAGCAGCACUACUCAUCCACACCCUUCCCAGGAAUGUUGGUAGCAGGUGGAAGCAAGCUCCGUGGCUUUUCAUACCAGGCUGUUACCAGCUGGCUCACUUUCCUGGUUAGUAGAUUCAGUGACUGAUACACUGGAGGAAGGUGUUCCUGGGCAGUACUGGAGACAGAGCAGAUUGCCUUGGUACCCUGCCUCUCCGUCCUGCUGCAAUGAGUGGGAAGUCCUUGCUCCUAAAGGUCAUUCUCCUCGGAGAUGGUGGAGUUGGGAAGAGCUCCCUCAUGAAUCGGUACGUCACCAACAAGUUUGACUCGCAGGCAUUCCACACGAUUGGGGUGGAGUUCUUGAACCGGGACCUGGAGGUGGAUGGGCGUUUUGUGACCCUCCAGAUCUGGGACACUGCAGGACAGGAGAGGUUCAAGAGCCUGCGGACGCCCUUUUACCGGGGAGCAGACUGCUGCCUGCUGACCUUCAGUGUGGAUGACCGGCAGAGCUUUGAGAACCUCAGUAACUGGCAGAAGGAGUUUAUCUAUUAUGCUGAUGUGAAGGACCCUGAACACUUCCCAUUUGUAGUCCUGGGUAACAAGAUAGACAAACUGGAGAGACAGGUGAGCACAGAGGAGGCCCGGGCCUGGUGCAUGGAAAACGGUAACUAUCCGUACCUGGAGACUAGUGCCAAGGAUGACACCAAUGUGACAGUGGCCUUUGAGGAAGCUGUGCGGCAGGUGUUGGCAGUGGAGGAGCAGCUGGAGCACUGCAUGCUGGGCCACACCAUUGACUUGAACUCCAGCUCCAAAUCGGGCUCUUCCUGUUGUUGAGAGUGGCUGCUGCUUUGGGAGUGGCGCUCGAGCCAGCGGCUGGAUCAGAACACACCUGGGCAGCCCUGGGGCACUCUGAGGAGAGGGGCCACAAGGACAAGAGGCGGUUUGCUCACUGGGGAGCUGCAGCCUCACCAUCUGAAUCCUGCCCAGAGUUUUCAGGCACAGAGCAUGUAUCUGCAGGAGGGAGCUGUUAACAGAGUAUGUGAGCAUAGUCUUGCUUCCAUCUCUGCCUGUUAUAGCAGGUUUAAAGGGCUGAGCUAAAGUCCUUUAAAUUCCCUAAAGACAACAGGGAUUUGUUCUGUACCAAGAACUGUCUGCAGAGCAAAGCUGGGAGCAUCCUAGACACUGAAGUAAUUUUGUCCUGAACUAAAAAAAAUAUUAGACCUACUCAUGACCAUACUGCCAAAGGAAAUCCCACUCAGCGUACUGAACGAAACCUGUCAUAAAAACUAUGGCCCGUGUUUCCAUGAGAAAGCCAAAUAUUGGAGUGGCUGGGAUGUGUGUCUGUUGUUUGGGAUAAGUGCAUUGUGUCCUGAGGCUGAAUUGUGGGGAGAGCUCUGACCUGAAGCAACAUAUGAAGGAGAGAUGUUUGAAUGUGACAGCAUUGUUUCUUCAUAGCUGCCUAUUUCUGGUCUGUUUUUCCUCACCUCUAACUUUGUCUUGUGUGAGUGUCAUUUUUUGGAGAGACUGUAUCUGCUUGUUGUUUAAUACAUGUUUCCUUGUCUCUUGUGGAAGCUCAGCCUUUAAGCCCUGGGUGAAAAACACUGAUGUGCAUGCUCACUGGGUCAUGUCAAAGGGUUACUCAGGAGAUCGGGAGUGUGACACUUCAGCUGGUUUGUGUCACGAGUAAUCACCGUGUUCAGGUGAUGUGCUGCGGCAGACCAGAUGGCAGGUGGGUGGGCUGUCUCCUAGGCGUGCAGGUGGUUGUGGGACUCAUGCAUGGUCAGCUGUUAAACCCACUCGUUGUCUGGCACCAGUGACCACUGUGCCUCAUUGGCUGGCAGAGCCCUGCCUUCGCUUGCUCUAGUGUGGCUGUUCCCAUCUGAGUGCUGCAGCGUGGAACUGUUCACGUGUUGUCAGGCACUGUGCUGCUGAGCACAGCUAGCCCAUGCCAUCAGCCUAGCCCUCAGUCCCUCACAGGAAAAUCCAGGAUGGAUUACAUGGAUCUGUAAUUCUGAUGACAGACUGGUCAAGUGUCUGCUCAGUUAACUCACUGCUGUGUUCAGUCCAGUGGGGAGAAAGCUGCACCACUUUCCCUGUUCAAGGUGGCUGAAACAUGGGCAUAGGGGGCCCAGGGAACCUUCUGGAAGGGAUGCCAGGCUUUGCUCCCAUUUCCUGCCCUCUGCUAGGUGUUAGUCCCAGGCUGGCUGUGUAGCUGAGAUGAGCUUUCUGGCUGCUGUCUUUGCCAUUCAAACCUCGUGCCCUGCAACCUCCCGUGCGAGCAUUUGGCCAAAGCUGUGACUGCCCUCAGGCACGUAGGAGCCUGCCCCGAGCACGUUUCCACUGGCUGCCGGCUGUGAUUCCCACUGUGAUCAGCUGCUGGAUGGUAAAUUUUGUAGCUCAAAUCAAGCAACCCUCCCUUAAGCUGUGCUUUAGAGCAGGGCAGUCUCUGCCCUGUGCAGGCAGCUUGUCCCCAUCACGGCACAAUCUCAGCAUGCAGAACCUGAACAUUCCCCCAUUUCCUCUGGGGUAACCAGGGAGAUCUUGCCCUUCUCUGCAGGGCAGCUGUGUGUGGAAGGGGCUGGAGUAUUAGUGGUUUAGGGGGAUCUAAUUUCUAAAUAGGCCUGAACAGUUGUAUUCAUGGGGAGUGAAUGCUAUCUUGCAGUCUCUGGAAAAACAGGUCCCUUAAGGGAGAAGGUUCUGCCUCUGUAGGUGAAAGAGAUUUUUACAAGAUGUUAUUGUUACUGUUUAUUUAACCAUGUCUGACCUCCUGAGGCCUCUAGAUUUUUCUUCAUUAGCACUGCUGGAUAUUUCCUUCAAGGUCCCAGGCUCUGUGACCUGUGGUUCCAGUUUCCAUCCCUGAACAGCCUCAUUCCCUGGAGCUGGUUUGCACAGGGGUUCAGAGUCAGAACAGACUCGAGCCCCCGUGUGCUGGCCAGCCCUGCUGGGGGACUGCUAAAAGAGCUCUCUGCAGGUGAAACUGCCACUUCUGGGAUCAGUGAGGACUGGCACCUCGUAUGGAAGAGGGCAGAGAUUCAGAAUGCCACAGGGCAGGAAGCACAUGUGCAGCUGUUUGCAGCACCCUGUGUGUCUCAAUGCUGGUAGCUAAAGCUCAAGAGCUUCGUUGUGCACGUGUUACACAGCACCUUUUAUUUCUAACAGACAUUGGACCAUUUUAUAUUAAAAUCUCCCUAUUAUAUUAGGCUUACAUGGGAUUUUUUUUAAAGGUAGAGUAUAAUAUAUUUCAGUUGUUUAAUUUAUUUUUAAUGAAACGCACAAUUCCCAAAGGAACCAGGAUUUUGAACUCUGUUGUAAGUUCAGUGCCAACAGCCUUCCCUUCCCGUGUCCGCUCGUGCUGCUGCUGUUGUUGCUAUUGCUACAGAACUGGAAUUGUAAACCCAAGAUUCUACCUUUAUUUAAGCAAAUAAACAUGGAUGUAUUCAAGUGA